Molecule: messenger RNA, 3539 nt
Organism: Daphnia magna
Lineage: Eukaryota; Metazoa; Arthropoda; Branchiopoda; Diplostraca; Daphniidae
Product: serine/threonine-protein kinase ICK
Exons: 8
Coding region: 1894-3375 (493 amino acids)
Biological process (GO): intraciliary transport; protein phosphorylation; cilium assembly
Cellular component (GO): cilium; nucleus; cytoplasm
Molecular function (GO): protein serine/threonine kinase activity; ATP binding
Source: RefSeq, a predicted model, not a curated record
CUCCCCUCACCUGAACAGGUAAGUAAACGGCAAAGAAGUGGUUUUACCUGUCAACGCCAUCUAGCGUCGUGAAUGUUCAACAAGCCUGGUCGAUCCCGACCUAAGUUUGUGGGCGCCCAUACAUACGUCCGUCUAAAAUGCAAUCCAUUACGUCCCUGCGGCAAAAAUAGGCCCCGAAUUUUUCUUUUCCUCCCUCUCUUGUAUUAGUAUAUAAUCGAUUGACCAGGGCGGAUGGGUGGGGUGAAAAGGACCGGAGUUUGGCACAGUCACGACAUGUGUCACGAAAAAUGAAAAAAGGAAAAAAGAAAGACGACGCACGCGUCCUUCGAGAUGCCCUUUUGCCUACUUGAGAAUUCAAAACGCGGAACAUCCGGAAAACGGGCAGAGGUAGGCACCGUGAGCUACGCAGCGGUCACUAUCCCCGAGAAGAUAAUUGGGCUUGGCCGACUGUUACACCCAACGGUAUGAGAAAAAAUAAAAAUAAAAGAGCAUUCACACAUAUGGACGCCUUAUUUGCCAUGAUGACGGUGAUGUGUUUUGAAUGUACACCGCAAUAACACUCACUUUUCAAACUCGAUCGGAUUUCAUUUGUUCGUGCCUUCGUAAGUAACUCAUGGACGUCCGGAACAACUACACACCUCAUUAAACCGCAUUUUGGAAGAAGAAGAAAAAAAAUAAUCUGCCGAUUCUACGCAGCCGCGUGAGAUAACGUGAAGAAAGAAAAUAAAAGAAAUGGGCGGAAAAAAAGAAGAUGGAUGCGUCGGACGCGAGCUUUUUAAAUUUGUGUAUCCCCCUAGUGUGAAGGGUUUGUUUCGCCUGAAGCAUGAUUCUCACCAUUACCUUGAUGUAAUAGUAUGAUUGUUUCCCAUUUCAUCAAGAAAAAGAACUUGAGCGUAUGGAAAUGUUACAAUCACGAAUCUCCGAGAAACGAAAAAUAACAAAAUUGAUUUUAGUUAACCAGUUUCGACCGACAAUAGGAAUCACUAUCAAAGACGUACUAGCAUCCAGUUCAAGGUUGGAUAUGAGAUAAGCUACUGUAUCAGAAUAAUGGAUGGAGCUCUAGAAGUUUUCAUCACGGAAGCUCAAACCGGAACGUCAUCCAUAAUAGAUCGAGGUCGCCAGCAGCCCACUGACCUUGGCCAUCCAACACCCCAAAUCUUAAAUUCGUAAACUUCCAGUAAAGCUGGACAGGUAUCAAGUGAUUGUCUAAAUUUGCAUUUUACAAUUGAAAAUUUAAAUUCUUUUCGGCGCAAACGCGUCCAGCUUUUUCCGUCAAUCUUUUAUGGAGAUUGGGGGUUAACCCCCUUCUCCCGGAUCGCGAGUUGUGACGUCCAGCACGUGACAUUACCUUCCUUCUCCCUUCCAGAGGACCUCUCCCUUACCUCCCACCUUAUCCUCUUUGAUUCUCUUGUCUUUUGUUUCGUUAUUCUCGUGCGUGUGUAUGUGCGUGUGUUAUGUCGGUAUGUGUGAGUGUGUGUGGUUUUGUCCGUCCACUCUUGCGCUUUCUACGGGCCACGUUGAUGAUGUCAGAGUUGACGGGCAAAAAGACUCAGAGUCGGGUCGGACUUGCGCUGGAUGAGUCGUGCGUGGCUACGCUCUUAGCCGUUUCCCCCCCCCUCCCCCCCCAGUUCUCGUUUGUAAGCCAGAGCCUCUAUACGAUCGCUUGUGAUGCGACAUUGUUGACACACGGGCAUAUACGUUCCAUGUGUGUGUGCGACCCAGUUUCCAUCCAUGUUUUUUCUUUUUUUUUACAGUUUUCAUCGAGCAGCCGUGGAUAGUCAAAUUAGUGUGUCAAAGAUGAGUCCCAUGAUGCUGUUCGGCUGUUGAUAUCCUAUCAAGAAAGAAAAUAAAACCAUUUGUGAAACAGUAAGGCAGAGAAAGAAGGUCUUUAGCAUGAACAGGUAUCGAAUUCUGGGAAGGAUCGGAGAUGGAGCUUACGGUUCAGUCGUUUUGGCCAUCAAACUGGAUUCCGGCGAGAAAGUGGCCAUUAAAAAAAUGAAGCGAAAGUGCCAUUCGUGGGAGGAGGCGAUGAACCUUCGUGAAGUCAAGUCCCUGAAAAAACUGAGUCACCAGAAUGUGGUAAAACUCAAAGAAGUGAUCCGGGAGAAUGAGACUCUCUUUUUCGUGUUUGAGCACAUGAAGGAAAACCUUUACCAGCUUGUUAAGGAACGCUAUGAACGAGGAGAAAAGUCAUUACCGGAACCUGCACUGAAGGAGAUCGUGAUCCAAAUUCUACAGGGCCUUGCCUACAUGCACAAGCAUGGCUUCUUCCACCGUGAUCUCAAGCCGGAGAACGUGCUCUGCAACGGGACAGAAAUGGUCAAGCUUGGCGAUUUCGGUUUGGCCAGGGAGAUCCGGUCACGACCGCCUUUUACCGACUACGUGUCCACCCGAUGGUAUCGAGCUCCCGAGGUCUUGCUCCACUCGACAAACUACAACAGUGCCAUCGAUAUGUGGGCCGUUGGCUGCAUGAUUCCUGAACUGUACACCUUCCGGCCGCUUUUUCCCGGCUCCAGUGAAAUCGACCAGCUCUUCAAAGUCUGCGCUUUGCUAGGAACACCUACAGAGAGUCAAUGGCCUGAUGGCUAUCAGCUAGCGACCAAGAUGCAUUUCAAAUUCCCGCAGUUCAACAACUCAUCGCUCAACCAGCUGCUCGUACAAGCUAGUCCUGAGGCCGUCAAACUUGUCAAUUUACUGCUCCAGUGGAAUCCGGCAAGAAGGCCGUCAGCUCAACAGGCUCUCAACCAUUCAUUUUUCACACGGACAAGUCACAAUUCGUCGGUCAUGUCGUCAGGCAACAAAACCUGGUUGGGUAAUACAGGUCGGGUCUUAUCGACGUCGACGACAACAUCGGUCAAGUUUUUGGGACCAAAUCGUUCAAGCCACCAGCCUAUACAGCAGCAACAUUCGGCUAUCCAUUUGAAAUUGACAUCCGACGCCAGACUGUCUGCGAGGCAAGUGGUACAAUCAGAACCUGCCCGUCCCAAGCCCCAAUGGUCGGACGGCGAAGAUGGAGUCAACAAGAAGAAAGACGUCAAUGCAGAUGACGAUGACGGUUUCGAAGAUAUUUUUCAGGGAUUAUCUUUAGUCAGUGACGUGAAUUCUUUCGUCCAGCAUGCGCCACAGCAAGUGGCCAGGGUAUACAAUAGCCACAGUUCAAACCCGAUGAAAUUGAAAUAUGCCAACGGGCCGAUGUUGGCCGUCAGUUAUACGAGCCCCGCCACAGUUACGAGCGCUCCGGCCGUUGUAUCAGCCACAUCGAGAAUGUCCGUCCCAUCAUCGGGAGCUGUAACAGAGAGAAUCCCGAGGCUCGUCAGCGGGCGGACAGACUGGGCUGCCAAAUACCUGAAAACCAGCACCAAGUAUUCAAAAUGAAUAUUGGCUGCAUUCGUUCCCCUCACGCUGUUCCUCAAAACUAUCUGUAUUCAAAAGAUUCCAAAACAUUAUAUAUAAUAAUCACUCUUGUCAGAGUCUGUAUGAUAUUUCUAUUGAACGACGGGGUCGUCGUGGCCUCAGCAUAAAUGAUUCAUUUAAUUGUG